This is a messenger RNA of Sesamum indicum (sesame), 2495 nucleotides long. Its product is annotated as Glutamyl/glutaminyl-tRNA synthetase, class Ic. Gene Ontology annotation, cellular component: cytoplasm; cytosol; methionyl glutamyl tRNA synthetase complex. Gene Ontology annotation, molecular function: glutamate-tRNA ligase activity; ATP binding. Gene Ontology annotation, biological process: glutamyl-tRNA aminoacylation; translation. The record is from RefSeq and is a predicted model, not a curated record. Lineage: Eukaryota; Viridiplantae; Streptophyta; Magnoliopsida; Lamiales; Pedaliaceae.
UCUGGGAAUUCCCUUUGAGUCGAGUGGAGGCUUAAGCAGACUCAUUUUUUCUCAAGGAGUGUGGAAACCAAGAGGCGGCCGAACUGCAAAAAUGGAACUCAAUUUCGCGGCCGAUUCUCCGCCGCUCCAUGCCAUCGCCGCCGCGAAAAUUGCCGGCGUUUCCCUCGUCACCAACCCAACUCUGGCUGCCGGCUCUCCCCCGACUCUCGUCUUAGCGAGCGGGCAGAGACUGCAUGGAGCACUUGUGGUUCUGAGAUAUAUUGGCAGGAUAGGAAGCCUGCCUGAUUUCUAUGGGGGAGACGCCUACCAGUCAAGCCAGAUUGAUGAAUGGCUUGAAUAUGCUCCUAUCUUUGGUUCUGGAUCCGAAUUUGAGGGAGCAUGCGGCUUUGUGGAUGAAUAUUUACUGCAAAAUACUUUUCUAGUUGGCAACAGUCUGUCAAUUGCAGAUGUUGCUGUCUGGGUUGGUCUUGCAGGAGCUGGUCUACGAUGGGAAAGUUUAAGGAAGUCUAAAAAGUACCAAAACCUGGUCCGUUGGUUCAACUCAAUUUCUGCUGAAUAUGAUGCUGUGUUGAGUGAGUUUGCUGCAACAUAUCUUGGGAGACGAGGCUCCUCAAAGGCAGCUACUUCUAAGUUGAAAGAGCCUCAAUCUUCUAGUUCUCGGUCAACCGCAGUGGAGAAUGGUGCGACUGAAACAGCUGGAAGCAGGGCCUUUGAGGUAGACCUCCCUCAUGCCGAUGUUGGAAAAGUGAAGUUACGGUUUGCACCAGAGCCCAGUGGUUAUCUUCAUAUUGGGCAUUCAAAAGCUGCAUUGUUAAACCAGUACUUUGCUGACCGAUACAAAGGCCAGGUGAUUGUACGAUUUGAUGACACAAACCCGGACAAGGAAAGUAACGAGUUUGUGGAUAAUCUUCUGAAAGAUAUUGAAACUCUGGGGAUUAAAUACAGUGCUGUAACAUACACAUCAGACUACUUUCCUCAGCUCAUGGAAAUGGCUGAGAAACUCAUAAAAGAGGGCAAGGCCUAUGUUGAUGAUACUCCACGCGAGAAAAUGCAGCAUGAAAGGAUGGAGGGGAUAGAGUCGAGGUGCAGGAAUAACAGUGUAGAGGAGAACUUAAAAUUGUGGAAGGAAAUGAUUGCUGGUUCUCAGAGGGGUUUGAUGUGUUGUCUUCGAGGGAAGUUGGACAUGCAGGAUCCGAACAAGUCCCUUAGGGAUCCGGUAUAUUAUCGUUGCAAUUUGACUCCUCAUCACAGGAUUGGAGCUAAGUAUAAAGUAUACCCAACAUAUGACUUCUGUUGCCCAUUUGUUGAUGCUGUGGAAGGUAUCACACAUGCCCUUAGAUCGAGUGAGUACCAUGAUCGUAAUGACCAAUAUUAUAGAAUUCAGAAAGAUAUGGGGCUCAGAAAGGUCCAUAUAUACGAAUUUAGUCGGCUGAAUAUGGUUUAUACACUUCUUAGCAAGCGCAAGCUGCUAUGGUUUGUUCAAAAUGGAAAGGUUGAAGGUUGGGAUGAUCCACGCUUUCCCACUGUCCAAGGAAUAGUGCGCAGGGGUCUGAAGAUUGAAGCAUUGAUACAGUUCAUCUUGGAACAAGGUGCAUCAAAGAACCUCAAUCUUAUGGAAUGGGACAAACUCUGGGCCAUCAACAAGAAAAUCAUUGAUCCCGUGUGCCCCAGACAUACAGCUGUCAUUGAAGAAAGACGUGCUUUGCUUAUUCUAACUGAUGGCCCAAAAGAUCCUUUUGUGCGCAUUUUAGCAAAACACAAGAAAUAUGAAGGAGCUGGAGAGAAAGCUGUAACUUAUUCAAAUAGAUUAUGGAUAGAUUAUGCUGAUGCUGAAUCAAUCUCAGUCAAUGAGGAAGUAACUUUAAAGGAUUGGGGCAAUGCUAUUGUCAAAGAGAUCAAGAAAGACGAAAAUGGGGUUGUUACUCAGCUAGAGGGAGUUUUGCAUCUUGAAGGCAAUGUCAAGAAGACAAAAUUGAAGCUGACUUGGCUGGCAGAUAGCAGCGAGCUUGUCAGACUGACUCUGGUCGACUUUGAUUAUCUUAUCACAAAGAAGAAGCUUGAGGAAGAUGAAGAUUUCAUUGAUGUGGUGAAUCCCUGUACGAGAACGGAAACUUCAGCACUUGGGGAAUCUGACAUGCGGAACUUAAAGCGUGGGGACGUCAUCCAGCUAGAGAGAAAAGGUUAUUACAGAUGCGAUGCUCCUUUUAUCCGAUCCACAAAACCCAUCGUCUUGUUUGCAAUUCCAGAUGGCAAGCAGCAAACUGUAGCCAAGUAAGAAUACAGCUGCUGAAAACAAGCUGUUGUCUCCAUGCCGAAUUAAUCGAGUUUUAUGCAUUUAACACUCAACUUAAUUUCUGUUGUUUUAUCAGUUAUAUAUGCCUUUGAAUAGCUCCCGUAGCUUCAUUUUACAGGUUGCCUUCUGAAUGUGUGCAAAAAGAGAGCAUUUCUGCUGUUAUGCAUUUAAGUACAAAUAUAAUGUAGGGCGUCUUCGUUCC